UUCUGGCUUCAUAAGAGUGAUCAGACUUUGGCACACAAAUAUCUAAAUUUUUGGUAUCCAAAAUCCUAAUAAAAAUGAACCCGUCGCCGUCCCUGGAUGAAUUUGCACCGAAGGAGCAAAUCGAAGAACUUGAUACUGAAAUAAGGGAACUGGCACAAUCCCCGUCACCGUCACAAUUGGAAACUAUUAACGAAGUACCCGAUGAGGAUUUAGAACUGCCAGAAGGAGUAGUGUUCAUUCCGACCUCUCCCGUCGUGCGCUCUGCUGAAAGUGUGUGUUCGAGAUCUUCCCGGUCAACCAUGUUCCUCAGACUGGAAGCAUUAGCCCGACCAAAGACUUACUGUGUAGAAGAUACACUUCAGCGGUUCAGGGAUUUACUUCCAAAAGACAGUGUUGAAAACCUCCAGAAGCAGAUCAAACAGUCGAAAUCAUUGAGAGAUAUCACCAAUUGUCAGCAUCUGAAAAAAUGCACUCAAGCCCCCACUCCAACCCCACCCCCUUCCCGACGAUUGCAAUUUAGCGAGGAAAAAACUGUGGAAGUUAUGAGUAAACUUAAAGCAAAAUUGAAACGUGAAGUAUUCGAUCGAUUGGUAAAUGAAAUCAUCAAAAAACUUCCCGCACUGGUACUCGACUCGGACAUCACGGAUCUGUCCCAGCUGAAACCCGAAAUGCAGCGCUUGAUCAACGUUUUAUUUGCCACCAUCAUCCAGUAUGUCGGUAAUCCGGUGACGGUGCAUGAUCACGAGCUGUAUGUGCACCUAUGUGUCGGAAUAGCAAAAUUCAUAGAAAGUGUAAUCGAAUCCGUCCGGAGCGGAAAAGAUCCAUCAACGGAGAAACUUUUCGAAAAAAGAAAUGAAAAAAACGCAACAGUAUGACAACUGCGAUUUUGAGGGAGUGGUCCGAAGCUAUCGCCAUCGCGCAGAGAUCGAGAGAAAUAUUAAAAACUAAGCAAAAGAAUGCUAAUCAUUG
Topomyia yanbarensis is the source of this 969-nucleotide messenger RNA. RefSeq lists its product as uncharacterized. The transcript is spliced from 2 exons. The record is from RefSeq and is a predicted model, not a curated record. Bases 75 to 875 code for a protein of 266 amino acids. Lineage: Eukaryota; Metazoa; Arthropoda; Insecta; Diptera; Culicidae.